AAUAUGACAUUUGUUUGCUAGAUCUGAUUUGGAUCUGAGUGGCUUUACAUUAUUCCGCUGAAAUAUUUGUCAGAUCAAAUCAGUGAGAAUGUCCUGCAGCCCUCUGAAUAUCGGGGAUCAGUUUCCCAACUUCCAGGCCGAGACAAGUGUGGGAAGAAUAGACUUUUACGAUUGGAUGAAACGAGAAUGGGCCAUUCUCUUCUCGCACCCAGCCGACUUUACGCCGGUGUGCACUACAGAGCUGGCCCGAGUGGCUGCACUGAUUCCAGAGUUCCUGAAACGUGGUGUGAAGCCUAUUGCGCUGUCCUGUGACACUGUGGAGUCGCACAAGGGCUGGAUUGAAGACAUCAAGAGUUUUGGCAAAUUGCCCUCUUUUGACUAUCCAAUCAUUGCUGAUGACAAGCGCCUGCUGGCCCAUCAGCUGUCAAUGCUGGACAAGGAUGAGCUGAAUGCGGAUGGGCUUCCUCUGACCUGUCGAGCCGUGUUCAUCGUUGACGAAAAGAAGAAAUUGCGUCUUUCCAUUUUGUAUCCCGCCACCACCGGACGCAAUUUCGAUGAAAUCCUACGCGUCAUCGAUUCGCUGCAGUUGACCCAGACCAAGAGCGUGGCAACUCCAGCCGACUGGCAGCAGGGAGGUAAAUGCAUGGUGCUGCCCACUGUUAAGGGAGAAGAUGUUCCGAAACUCUUCCCCAAGGGCAUUGAGACCAUUGAGGUGCCAUCCGGCAAGAGUUAUCUUCGCACCACUCCACAGCCCUAAGAGCGAACAUUCCAUGCCAAAAGCACACACUGUUUUAAAACAUGACUUUAUUACAAAAAUUAUAAUUAAUAACAAUAAAAAUAAUGCACAAUAAUUUG
Molecule: messenger RNA, 855 nt
Organism: Drosophila obscura
Lineage: Eukaryota; Metazoa; Arthropoda; Insecta; Diptera; Drosophilidae
Gene: Prx6a
Product: peroxiredoxin-6
Exons: 3
Coding region: 89-757 (222 amino acids)
Biological process (GO): cellular oxidant detoxification; cell redox homeostasis
Cellular component (GO): mitochondrion; cytosol
Molecular function (GO): peroxiredoxin activity
Source: RefSeq, a predicted model, not a curated record